Messenger RNA from Etheostoma spectabile (orangethroat darter), 3713 nucleotides. RefSeq names its product solute carrier family 5 member 6 (gene slc5a6b). NCBI's taxonomy places the organism in Eukaryota, Metazoa, Chordata, Actinopteri, Perciformes, Percidae. The record is from RefSeq and is a predicted model, not a curated record. Gene Ontology annotation, molecular function: symporter activity. The transcript has 17 exons. Gene Ontology annotation, cellular component: membrane. Gene Ontology annotation, biological process: sodium ion transport; transmembrane transport. Bases 359 to 2221 code for a protein of 620 amino acids.
CUUUCGUAGACGCUCCAUCCAUGAUUCGCAAGUCUUUUUCUUUAUUUUGUGUUGCUUCCGAGAUGAAAACAUCCAGUACAAACUGCGGAUUUUUUUGGAUUUUGGCGGCGGCUGCGUCAUCAUUUGUAGCCCCGCCCCCAGAAUCAACCCCCGGAAGAGAUUUCAAAACAACCAUGUGUUGCGUGGACAGAAAGAUUAGCCUGCAGCAUGGUUAGCCCAACCCGGAUUACAACAGGAUGUGUUAAGGCUCCUGGACUCUCCUGACUGAUGGGUGUGAACAAAGACACUUCUCAUCUGACUGACUGUGCGUCUGCAGGAGAACUUCUUCGACUGCAGCCCAGACUUCAAGACAAUCAACAUGGACCCGUCCUACCAGAAGCACUUUACGGUUGCAGACUAUGUGAUAUUUGCAGUCCUGCUUGCUGCAUCGAUGGGCAUCGGGCUAUACCAUGCUCUUUCAGGCGGACGUCAGCGCACCACCCAGGAGUUCUUGAUGGCAGACAGGAGCAUGAGGUGUCUCCCUGUUUCCCUGUCGCUCAUCGCCUCAUUCCAGUCUGCGGUGGCGAUCAUAGGCGUACCAGCAGAAAUCUACACUCACGGUACUCAGUACUGGUUUAUCGGCUGCGCCUAUAUUCUGGGCCUCCUCAUUCCUGCUCAUAUAUUCAUUCCUGUGUUGUACAGACUGCGGCUUUCCAGCACGUACCAGUAUCUUGAAAUGCGCUUCAGCAAAGCAGUGCGCAUCUGUGGGACUUUGACCUUCAUCUUUCAGACAGUUAUCUAUAUGGGACUCUGUGUGUAUACCCCUGCCUUUGCACUAAAUGCAGUUACUGGAUUUGAAUUAUGGGGAGCAGUGCUGGCCACCGGCCUAGUGUGCACAUUGUACACAACAAUGGGUGGUUUGAAGGCUGUCAUCUGGACAGACGUCUUCCAGACCGUUGUGAUGUUCGCAGGGCAGUUGGCUGUCAUCGUGGUGGGAGUGCAGCAGGCUGGAGGAGUGUCUGAGGUCUGGAGGAAAGUCAGGGAAGGAAACCGCAUCUCUGCUCUCGACCUUAACCCAGAUCCUACCGAGAGACACACCUUCUGGACUCUAGGAGUUGGGGGAAUCUUUCUCAUGCUGUCUCUGUACGGAGUGAACCAGGCUCAGGUCCAAAGAUAUCUCAGCGCGCGCACAGAGAAAGAGGCUGUCAGGUCUUGCUACAUGGUAUUUCCUUCCCUGCAGUUGGCUCUGGCUCUAAGUUGUGUCAUGGGACUGGUCAUGUUUGCACGUUACUGUGGAGAGGAUCACUCUGACAAGCUGGGCACCUCUUCAAAGGAUGCAAUGGUGAUAUACUUUGUGAUGGACAUGCUGCAAGGUCUGCCUGGACUACCUGGACUGUUUAUCGCGUGUUUGUUCAGUGCAGCUCUCAGCACCAUCUCUUCUGCUUUCAACUCUUUGGCCACUGUAACAAUGGAAGACCUCAUCAAACCACAUUUCCCCACCAUGACCGAGGCAAGAGCAACCCUGCUGUCCAAAGCCUUAGCUAUGUCAUAUGGGCUGCUGUGUCUGGCCAUGGCCUAUCUCACACACCUAAUGGGGGAUUCAGUUCUACAGGUGGCUUUGAAGAUCUUUGGGAUGGUUGGUGGUCCUAUUCUUGGUCUGUUUUGUCUCGGGAUGUUCUUCCCGUGGGCCAACUCCACCGGAGCGUUGGCAGGUCUGGGGACCGGUCUGGCUUUGGCUUUUUGGGUUGGCAUCGGGAGCAUCGUCACUCGUAGCGCCAGCACAAGACCGUUGCCGCCCUGCAGAGCCGCCCUGCUGUCAGACAACACGACCACUGCCAUUCAUGCCGCGCUCCUUAAUGUUACUCUGAGCCGACCCUCUGGACUGAAGAGAUUUUAUUCAUUGUCCUACAUGUGGUACAGUGCAUUCAGCUGCUUCAUCGUCAUUCUAAUAGGCCUGAUCAUCAGCUUCCUCACAGGCCCUAUGAAAGAAGAAGAUGUAGCACCAGGCACACUCUAUCCCUUGUUAGGGAAACUGCUUUGCUUUCUACCGGAACACCUCAGAAAGAAGCUCUGCUGCGUGACUCCUCUGGGACACACGCUCUCAGCACAACAAAGGCCUUCACAAAACAAAGAAUCCAAUGGGCUGGCCUUCCCACGAGAGGACAAACCAUCCCAGACAGAGACGGACACAUUUUUUCCUGAGACUCAUACACCUCUUGUGGAGCAUGAAACAACUGUGUGAUAUCACAGUAGUUUCAUGUCUGGCUGGAAAGUCUGUACACUUAGCACUUGGACUCAAACAAUAUGGAUUUUGUAUUUCUCUUUUUAUUGCCUUUGCUGUGUGAUGAACGAUGUCAUUUGCAUUGUCAAAUGCUGCAAUGCCGCAACAAGGUCAAAGCUGAAUAAUGUCCAGUCGACACAGGGUUGUUUAAAGAAGAGUUUUAAUUUUACAGAAACAAGUUUCAUUUAUGCAGUAUUUUAAAGUGUAUGAGUUAUGUUUAUAUUUGGGUUAAGGCAAUACCCCAGUUCCACAAACACCAUGUAAACACCUUGUCCAACCUUAGAAUCAGAGUUCUCAUAACACAGUAAACAGACCUAAAUAACCGCUUCUGUAACUGGGGAAUGUUUUGCAUGUAUACAACUUAACGAGGGUAAGAUCUGGUUGCACGUCUGCAGAUGCUCCGUAGGUUCCCUCGACGAGUUGUAAAGAAAAUUAGAACAAGUAGGUCUGCUUAGUUCUUUUGGGGACGGAUUGUAGAGUUGUUACAGAGAAUGUGUCCAGCAUUUUCUCAUCAGAUAAACAAUCACUCACAUUCACACACCAAAUUGUAUUUUUUUUAUUUUUAAACUGUAGGCUAAGUCUGAUGUAUCUCAUAUCCUAGCCCUGCUUCCUUUGAGUGGCUUUGUCACUUGUCAGGCCGCCGUUGGAAAUGAUUUGCCUGUGUAAAAAACAACAACAAUUAAUUGGGAACACAUGCCCAUUUCAUACUCCUCUCCAUCAUCAUCAUCAUCCUCAUCCUCAUCCUCCUCUCACACUAUCCCCUCCAACCUCCCUAUAAUCUUUUUUCAGAGCUACCUUGUCCUCUCUGGGCUCAGACUUUUCCCAGGGAACAGUGAACGUAGCGCACAUCAGGUCAAACGUGUGGCCGAGCCCAGGCUCCUGCAGUAGCAGUUAGCGGUGGGGAAACAAAUGAUUUGCGUAUGUAUCGUAAUUUUUUGUGUGUGUUUUACAAUCGAUUAUUUUCCCCAGAAUCAAUAUUUAUUUAUAUAUAUUUUUUACCCUUGUUUGUCAGUACCGCUCCGGCUACUACAUCAUAUCCGUUUCCAGCAAAACGGAGCGAAAACACGUUGUAUGCUUCUUUACAAAUGAAAUGUCUGACUGUCUGACUGACUGACAUGUGAUGUGUAUUCUUUUUAGAAAACAAUUUAGAUUUUUAUGUAACUUUUGUUUUUGUUAAAGUAGGAAAAGAAGAUCACAAGAAUACUGUCGAAUCAACUUCCAGAAUCGCAAUAAAUUGAAAUCGAAUCAAUGUUAGAAAAUGCCAACUAGAAAUGUUUUAUACCGAUAUACAUUCUAUACUUGACUACUGUUUAACACUACUGCAGCUGUAUGAGAUGACCUGUGUGAGAUGGUAGUGCCUCACUUUUUAAGGAUGUAUGUGUGAAUUUUGUCUGUAUUGCAGCUGAAAUACUGAAUACUUUUUUUUAAAGGAUUAAAGAUGAUGUACAGCUCC